UUGUGAAGAAGAAAAAUUGACAUUUUGUUGAAGCUCAAAAAAAUAAUCACGCAGAAAUGUUUUUUCACUAAUUUUGUGGGAAAAAUCACGCGAAAUUGGAUGUGACUGUGUGAAGAUUGCAGCGCAGAAUGUGGCCGACAGUUGUGGAUAUGACACGAGAUGAAUGCCGCAGUGUUUUGCGGCGUUUGGAAUUGGAAGCCUACUCGAGCGUCGUGAGCACCUUCCGUGCCCAGGGGCAUCUCACGGAGAAGAAGGUGGGAAUCCUCAGGGAUCUCCAGGGGAUUCUUCACAUUUCCGCCGAUAGGCAUCGCUCGGAGGCACGACGGGUGGCGCACGAUGAGGAACUCAACACAGUGGCAACGAAGAUCUAUGGGCAGAACACAAGCCACGAGUGGAGCCGUGAGGGACGGCGGACGUUCCCAUUUUUCCCGCGCGCCAACAUCCACACAGCCCUGACGCCAGCAGCGGAUGCAGCUGCAGAGGAAGGCGUCCGAAACAAUUCAGCGUUGCCAUAUCCCGCGGACACGGAGAGGAUGCACAAACCCCUCGAGCAGGCCUCCACAGUGCCCGUUGUCACGGAAAAUGAGUCACUUGCAAUGCAGUUGGUGCCAAAAGCAACAUCACGGAAGGACGGGAAGCGCACGGUACCCACCCAGGAGACACCGCCAGCAGCUAAACGACGUAUUGUGCAAGCUCAGGUGGGUGGGAAAGCCAAGGAAGUCCCGGAAAUGCGUCGGGAGUCCCCGGAAAAGAAGACAAAUGCCAAGAGAUUGAAGAAUCUCAAAUGGAACUCACCGAAAAAGUCCCCAUUGUCUGAUAGUGAGAAGAGUAAUCUGGCCAGUAGAAUUAUGCAUUCAUACGCGAGUCCUGCACCUCUUCCGGGAUCGCUCAAGCGCAGCAUGAGUGACAUUAGGGCGACCCUGGAGGAACCCGGAAGAGCAACAGUACAACUUCUGCCGCAGAUUGCAACGUCAAAGAAGGACAUCACGACGAAUCUGACCAAACUCACCCAACUGGGGGCAGUGACGAAGAUUGCGGGGAAAAAGGAGGAGGAGGAGCGUGCCCCGAGGAUACCCAUUGCCCUGCAGAGCAAUGUGAAGAAGGUCAGUGUGUCGAGUAAUUCCCUCGCAGCUCUCAUUACAUCCAAUGGGGGCAACAUAAUCAAGAAGAUCCCAUCGAAUAUGCUGGCAAAUGCAGCAGUUGUGAAGACAAUCCCCUCGAGCUCCCUCACACCCACCCCGCAGCAAGUGGCAAAGCCCAAAGUGAAGAUAAUAAGCCAGCAAAUAACCCCAGCACCCCUCACACCCGGAACUCAGGUUAAAAUCCCCGCCGGGCUGAACUUGAAGACCCUCCAGGGGCGUCCGGAUAAUAUAAAAAUCGUCACUGGGCCAUCGGGGAAGAUGAUUCUGAAGGCAGUCAAUGAACCGAUGAAGGUUAAAGUGGCCCCAACACCCAUUAAGAGUGUCCAGACGGUUCUUCUUCCCGCCCCAAAGGCCGCAUCCCCCGCCAUGGGCAGCAAUAAUGUCUUCAAGCUCAUCAAGGAGCCCCCAAAGGUGUUCACGGUGGAUCCAAUGGAGAAUAAUGUGGUUGUGCUGGACAUUCAACCGGAACAGCCAACAGUUCAGCAGCAGGAGGAUGUCUCAUUUGCCAGUCAAAUCACCGAAGACACUCCCGUGGAUAUUCUGCCCGCAAGUGAUGACGUUCUGGAUUCUCGUGCCAAUUUGCGCACAAUCCGGGCACCGAAGCGUACAAAAGUGGUCACAACGGACUGGGAGGAGGAGCUGGAUACGCAAACAAAUCACAUCCGGACACGGCACAAAAGUGGCGGCGAAGAAAUGGGCGGUGAGGAGGACUCCAGUGUGGAGUAUACAUAUCUUCCGGAGGGUAUGGAGGAUGAGACAAUUGAGGAAGAUCAGGUAACGCUGGGCGAUAGUUCCGUGGACAUGAUGGAUGAUGCCAUUGUGGAGGAGCAGGAAGAGGAGGAUUUUCAUGAAAAUGGACAAAUGGAGGGCAUUGAGGAGGAGGAAGAGGAGGAGGAUGCAGCACAAGUGGAAGACAUUAAUGGGGCAGGAGGAGCAUCCAAGGUAUCCAUUGAAACACUCAUAACUGCAGGACAAAUUUUAGAAUCUAAUGAAAUGGCAAUGCGUGAGCAAGAAUGCAGCGACAUCAAGUAGAUCAUCAUCCCUCAUCCCUUCAUCCAACUUCUCUGCUCGUCAUGGCAUGAGCCCCCCUCCUCCCCUUUUUUUGUAGGAAGUAAGGCAAUGCAAAUCGUUUCAUAUAAAAAUAUUUCAAAUUAUUAAUGUUUUAUUGAGGUAAAAUAACAAAAAAAAAAUUUUGUUUGAGAACAUUUUAUGUUAGUUUUGAGUUUUUUUGUCACACUAUCCUUGUACAAAAAGUAGAUGAAGGUGGGAAAAAGAAAAAGGAUAAAUUUUGACGAUAUUAUAUUGAAUGUAAAUAAUGAUUGUAGAAAA
Messenger RNA from Lutzomyia longipalpis, 2471 nucleotides. RefSeq names its product BRCA2-interacting transcriptional repressor EMSY. The coding region runs from base 129 to 2174 and encodes 681 amino acids. The record is from RefSeq and is a predicted model, not a curated record. Gene Ontology annotation, cellular component: nucleoplasm. Gene Ontology annotation, biological process: regulation of DNA-templated transcription. Lineage: Eukaryota; Metazoa; Arthropoda; Insecta; Diptera; Psychodidae. The transcript has 4 exons.